This is a messenger RNA of Pimephales promelas (fathead minnow), 5659 nucleotides long. It is a transcript of the gene rasgrf2a, whose product is annotated as Ras protein-specific guanine nucleotide-releasing factor 2a. Gene Ontology annotation, biological process: Ras protein signal transduction. Gene Ontology annotation, cellular component: plasma membrane. The record is from RefSeq and is a predicted model, not a curated record. Lineage: Eukaryota; Metazoa; Chordata; Actinopteri; Cypriniformes; Leuciscidae. Gene Ontology annotation, molecular function: guanyl-nucleotide exchange factor activity.
GAAAACGUGUUUUUUGUUAUUAUUUUAGUGGAAAGCGUGUAUUAUUUUCUUCAGGUGACUUAACACACAACACAGGCUACAUAACACAACAGCGGUGCAGUAGCAUUACUAAUUUUAUAGAAAAAUGGAAAAAUGACUCUAUUUUUCUUUUAAGCUUCUGAAAAUAAAGAUACAUUCGUUCUAGCAUCUGCAGUGUUUCCGAUAGAAGCGUGAAACUAACUUCAGGGAACGUGAUAAAGAUACUCGAGCGAGUCUCUCGUGACCGUGAGGUAAAUAGAGACUGAGAGGGUAAAUAGUUCUGUCUCUUUAAGUUGGUGUCAAAGCCGAUUAGCGCUGAUCUCGGUCGUGAUUCUGUUGUACCGUCUGCUCACUCUAUGUAUUUUUUGUCUUACGUCCCUGCGCGCAGUUUAAACCAUAUUUUUAAGAAUAUUUAUUGACUCUUUUACUGUAUUUUCGCUUUUUUUCCCCUACACGCGCACUCGAUUAUACAGCUGUGCGUAAUUACGCGUUACGCGCGCGUCUAGAAUCUCCUUUACGCGCUUUUGGUUGGACUUUAGAUCAUCAUCUCUGGCUGCUGUGUGUGAGGAUGAUGAUGAUAAUGGACUCAGUGUGACAAUCGGGGCUUUAAGAUGCAGAAGAGCGUGCGUUAUAAUGAAGGACACGCGCUCUUUCUGUCCAUGGUCGCGCGUAAAGAGGGAAUUAAACGUGGGUUCUUGAGUAAAAAAGCCGCAGAAAACAACCGCUGGAACGAGAAGUACUUCGCGCUUUACCAGAACGUGCUGUUCUACUUUGAGAACGAGCAGAGCACCAGACCAUCUGGGAUUUAUUUGCUCGAGGGAUGCUCCUGCGAGAGGAUUCCGGCUCCAAAAGUGUCCACCGUUGGGAAAGAGAGCUCCGAUAAACAGCAGCAUUAUUUCCUGGUGAUUUUCGGCCACGAUGGGCAGAAACCUCUGGAGCUGCGGACGGAAGAGGACGCUGAUUGUAACGAGUGGCUGGAGGCCAUUCAACAGGCCAGUUAUUCAGACCUGAUCAUAGAGCGGGAAGUUCUCAUGCAGAAAUACAUCCAUCUGGUGCAGAUCAUGGAGACGGAAAAAGUGGCGGCAAAUCAACUGCGGACACAACUGGAAGACCAGGAUACAGAGAUCGAGAGACUGAAGGCAGAGAUCGUUGUUCUGAAUAAAACAAAAGAGCGAAUGUUGCCCUAUCAGUCCAAUCAAGAGGAAGAAGAUCCAGAUAUCAAGAAAAUCAAGAAGGUGCAAAGCUUCAUGCGUGGUUGGCUGUGCAGAAGGAAGUGGAAGAUUAUCGUGCAGGACUACAUCUGCUCGCCUCACGCUGAGAGCAUGAGGAAGAGAAACCAGAUCGUCUUUAACAUGGUGGAAGCUGAGACGGAGUACGUGCUCCAGCUCUCCAUCCUGGUCAACUGUUUCCUGAGGCCGCUCAGGAUGGCGGCCAGUUCCAAAAAACCGCCUAUUAGUCAUGACGAUGUCAGCAGUAUCUUCCUCAAUAGUGAGACGAUAAUGUUUCUCCAUGAGAUAUUCCACCAAGGCUUGAAGGCUCGGAUUGCCAACUGGCCAACCUUAGUUUUAGCGGAUCUCUUCGACAUCUUGCUGCCAAUGCUGAACAUUUAUCAGGAGUUUGUGCGAAACCAUCAGUACAGCUUGCAGGUUCUGGCCAACUGUAAACAGAACCGGGACUUUGACAAGCUUCUGAAGCAGUAUGAAGCAAACGCUGCCUGUGAGGGCCGAAUGCUGGAAACCUUCCUCACCUACCCCAUGUUUCAGAUCCCACGAUACAUCAUCACCCUUCACGAGCUUCUCGCACACACACCUCAUGAACAUGUCGAGCGCAAGAGUCUGGAAUUUGCCAAAUCCAAACUUGAGGAACUGUCCAAAAUGAUGCAUGAUGAAGUGAGUGACACAGAAAACAUCCGCAAGAACCUCGCGAUCGAGCGAAUGAUCGUGGAGGGCUGUGAUAUUCUGCUGGACACCAGUCAGACCUUUAUACGGCAGGGCUCUCUGAUUCAGCUGCCCUCUGUGGAGAAGGGUAAACUGAGUAAGGUGCGUCUGGGCUCGCUGUCGCUCCGGAAAGAAGCUGAACGCCAGUGUUUUCUGUUCACUAAACACUUCCUCAUCUGCACACGUACAUCCGGCGGCAAACUGCACCUGCUCAAACAAGGAGGCACGCUGUCUCUGAUCGACUGUACGCUUAUCGAGGAGCUGGACGCCAGUGAUGAAGACUAUAAUGCUGCUGGUCAGGGAUUCAAUCAUCUGGAGUUUAAAAUAGUGGUUGAACCUGCCGAUGGUCCGUCGUUUUCUGUGGUUCUGCUGGCUCCGUCUCGGCAGGAGAAAGCUGCCUGGACCAGCGACGUGAGCCAGUGCAUUGACAACAUUCGCUGCAAUGGCCUGAUGACCAGCGUGUUUGAGGACAACUCUAAAGUCACCGUGCCUCACAUGAUCAAGUCUGAUGCCCGACUGCACAAAGACGACGUGGACAUUUGCUUCAGCAAGACGCUGAACUCCUGCAAGGUUCCUCAGAUCCGUUACGCCAGCGUGGAGAGACUCCUGGAAAGACUGACCGACCUGCGCUUUCUGUCCAUCGACUUCCUCAACACCUUCCUCCACACCUACCGAAUCUUCACCACCGCUGCUGUGGUGAUGGACAAACUGGCCGACAUAUACAAGAAGCCCUUCACCUCCAUACCGGUCAGGGUUCAGUCUCAUUCCUCCGACCGGUUGUCCAUCUCCUCCAUCUGUCCAGACUACAGCCUGAACAUCACAAGGCUUGCGCUGGACCAGUCCAAGUCCCUCGAGCUCUUCUUCGCCACUAACCAAGGCCCCUGGAGCGGAGAGCACCUGAAUAACAAAUCUCCUCGUCUCUGUCGCAAGUUCUCCUCUCCUCCGCCCGUCUCCAUCCCCUCACGCACCUCUUCCCCCAUCCACUCCCGAAAGCUGUCCCUCAGCUCUCCCGUGAGCUGCAAGAGCGGCGCCCUGGACCUGUCGGCGGCAAGCAGCCCGACGUCUACGUUUAACCCCGUCCUGUCCUCUCCUCCCCACACCUGCACUAAAGCCCCUCUGGAUCUCAGCCGGGGCCCCGGGUCCCCCGAGCUCAGUCCCUCCACCCCGGAGGAGGAGUUGCCACGUUUGGAUGCGUUCUGCGGGAAGCUACGGCGGAGUAUUCGACGAGCUGUUCUAGAGUCAGUGUCGUUGGACAAGUUCAUUCCUGAGACGUCCAGUGAUUCUGCAGACAUGUCUCCAUGCCGCUCGCCGUCCACGCCACGACACCUUCGCUACAGACAGCCUGCAGGUCAGUGUCCCGAGAGCUCCCGCUGUGUGGUGUCCCCCACAUCCGCCUUCGCCAUCGCCACCGCCGCCGCGGGACACAGCAGCCCACAGGGAUUCACCAACCCAGAGAAAUCACACGAUAAAGAGUUCCUCAUCAGAAGGGCCGCCACCAACAGAGUGCUCAACGUUCUGCGCCACUGGGUUUCCAAACACUCGCAGGACUUUGAGAUGAACGCAGAACUGACGACGGCUGUGGUCGCUCUGCUGGAGGAGGUUCUGCGAGAUCCAGAUCUUCUGCCACAGGAGAGGAAGGCUGCCGCUAACAUAAUGAGUGCACUUUCUCAAGAAGAGCAAGAUGAUUCACAGUUGAAGAUUGAGGAUAUCGUCCAAAUGUCCGAGUGUCCGAGGGUCGAAUGCUUCGAGUCACUGUCGGCGAUGGAACUAGCGGAACAAAUCACUCUACUGGACCAUCUCGUGUUCCGGAAUAUUCCAUACGAGGAGUUUCUUGGUCAAGGCUGGAUGAAAACGGACAAAAGUGAAAGGACUCCGUACAUUAUGAAGACCAGUCAGCACUUCAAUGAUAUGAGUAAUCUGGUGGCGUCUCAGAUCAUGGCUCAGUGUGACGUGAGCUCCAGAGCCAACUCUAUUGAGAAGUGGCUGGCUGUGGCUGAUAUAUGCCGCUGUCUCAACAACUACAACGGCGUCUUGGAGAUCACGUCCGCUCUGAACCGCAGCGCCAUCUACAGGUUAAAGAAAACAUGGGUCAAGGUCUGCAAACAGACCAAAGCUCUUAUGGACAGGCUUCAGAAGAUAGUUUCAACUGAAGGGAGGUUUAAGAACUUGAGGGAAACUCUGAAAAACUGUAACCCUCCGUGUGUGCCCUAUCUGGGCAUGUACCUGACGGAUUUGGCGUUUAUCGAGGAAGGAACGCCCAACUUCACUGAGGAGGGGCUAGUCAACUUCUCUAAAAUGAGAAUGAUCUCACACAUAAUACGAGAGAUCCGACAGUUUCAGCAGGCGCCCUACAGGAUAGACCUGCAACCCAAGGUAACACAGUUCCUCCUUGAUAAGACUCUAGUUAUGGAUGAGGACACACUUUAUGAACUAUCUCUGAAGAUUGCGCCUAGAAUCCCUCCUGCCAACUAAACGUGACGAUAAUGUUUACACCAGAUGCAGAGAUCAAGUAAGAAGCUUUAGUGGGAAUCUAUACUUCCAUCUGAACUCAAGUCUGUCCAUUAAAGAAACGACAAUCUAUCCAUUUAUUUACUUCAUUGCAUAGAAUUUCUGUAAAAUAACAUUCUGUAAACUCAGGUAUAAAUGUGCCUUUUUAAAAAAUAUUAUGUACAGUUAUUAUAUUCCGGAGUGCAUAUUUCUAGCAUGAUACAUUUUAAUAUGAAUUUGAUAAUCUCUUGAAAAUAUUCUUACCUGAAUGCAAAACAUCAGUUCCAUUUUAAAUGUCAGAUCAUUAGUGUAGUAUAAUGAGAAUCAUUUUUGUAUGUGUAGAAAUGUCUGUUUAGAUAUCAAUAAAUGACAUCAUAAGUGUGUGAUUGAUGUUCGCUGGACCUAUUUUGACAAGUCCAUUAAAAUCCGCCCGUAUGAAUGACAAACAUGAAAUGUCAAAGCUCAGACAAUCACUGUUACUGUUUACCAAAAGAAAUAUCUGUCAUUUGUUAAUGUUAGGUGUCAUUCGUUUACACAGCAGGUCGGCUGCAUUUUGCCAUGUGGCUGCAUUUGCUUCUUUAGCAUGUUUUUGUUUGUAGAUAUUUUUGGCAUGUGUUCGCAUGAAUCUGUAUUUAACAUAAUUUUCAAAAAUACUAAAUUAAUUUUCAUUAUAUUUUAAAAUGUUUUCUUUAACUUAUGUAUAAACAAUAGUAGUUUCUAUUGUUCUAAGCAUUUGUCACAUAUAUGUUGUACACUUACCCGCCAUUUUCCGGCUUUCCGAGUUUACGGUAGGGGGCGCUAUUACACAUUUUCUGAAAGAGCACUGAAUCUCCCGAUCAAACCACAGGUGAAGAAGAAGCAGAUCCAUAUGUAAAAUAAUGCGAUCAGCAACAUUAAACGGCAUAUAGAUCAAAUCGGCCUGCGUUACUGAAUGAAAUGUCGACCCAGGGCGAGAUAUAGGACUGUGAAGCUUUAGGGGUGUUGAUGAACUCGAUCAACUCCAUCUUUGUUUUGAUCGUUGUUUGAGGCUAUGUUUACACGGAAACGAUUCUGAAGAGAAAAUGCAAAAGUGGCAUUGCGUCAUCACUUUUUAUUCUGCGUUUUUGGUGGGACAUCCGUGUGCAUACGGUGACGCAAAAGAGUGUGAAAUUCAAUGUAGUAUGCACUCCAUGUGGCUAGGUGGCAACGUGAAGCACUGCCACACAUCAACACCAACG